Diprion similis is the source of this 2181-nucleotide messenger RNA. RefSeq names its product prolyl 3-hydroxylase OGFOD1 (gene sud1). Gene Ontology annotation, molecular function: peptidyl-proline dioxygenase activity; iron ion binding; L-ascorbic acid binding. Gene Ontology annotation, biological process: regulation of translational termination; peptidyl-proline hydroxylation. The transcript has a single exon. The coding region runs from base 247 to 2157 and encodes 636 amino acids. The record is from RefSeq and is a predicted model, not a curated record. NCBI's taxonomy places the organism in Eukaryota, Metazoa, Arthropoda, Insecta, Hymenoptera, Diprionidae. Gene Ontology annotation, cellular component: cytoplasm.
AUGUCGACUACAAAUACCGAUUGAUACUCGACAAGUUCUCAGUCGUCAAUUUUGUAUUAUUCUUAAUUUCUCGAUGGUUCAUGUUGAAAUACACAGGAUUCUAAUUUUACUUCAAUUUCAAAACAUCCGAACACAUGGCCAACUGAGUUAACCUCUGUCGACCAACCGACUGACACGAGAACAAGCGAACCUGAUUGCGACAUUAAAGUGCAAAAGGAAUAAGUACCGUACAUAAUAUCUAGCGAGAUGGAUGAAAACGUUGCAGAAACAGACGCAAUGGAACCGGUUGCAAAAAGAUUUAAAAGUUCAAUAAUCUCGAAACACGUGGAGUCAACGGAAUUCCAAAAACUCUUUGCUGAUCAUUGGCACGGCUCGAAGCCCGUGAAAACAGAUACAAUAGAGAUAAUAACAGAGCCGUACCGAAUAUGUAAAAUUUCAAAUGUUCUAGCUGAGAAUACGUUCGUUUCGAAAAUAAAAGACGAAUUAAAAGACGUAGAAAGUUUCAGUAAAUACAUGGACUUGUAUAAGUUUGAACAAACGGAAGACUUGGCAAACGUAAAAUCUGAAAGCAUAGCAGAAUUGUACAGAACCUUUGAAUCAGACUUGACUGAUUGGAUGAAAAAUAAUAUAAGAAUUGAUUUGAGUGGAAAAAUAUCAAUGUCUAGCGCACGUUACUCCGACACAGAUUAUCUAUUAUGCCACGAUGACAAUAUGCGCGAUAGAAGAAUCGCCUUUAUUUUAUAUUUGUCUGAAAAUUGGACUGCACAGGAUGGUGGAUCACUAGAUAUAUUUGAUACGGAUGAAAACGGACAGCCGAAAUGCAUUGUCCGCUCCUUAAUCCCUGAAUAUAACUCGAUGAUUUUCUUUGAAGUUUCAGAUAAAUCGUACCAUCAAGUGUCCGAAGUAUUAUCCACAGAUAAAGUAAGAAUGUCAAUUAAUGGAUGGUUUCAUGGGCCAUUGUUAGAAAUUGAAAGACAGCCUAGGCCAGAAAUAAUUUACAAAUAUUUUAAUCCUGAGGAGACAGAGGUGGACUUGCUUUCUUAUAUUUCCAAGAUUUAUUUGUACGAAACAAUCGUUAAGAAAAUUCAAAAAACUAUUGAAAAAGAUUCGUUCAUAUACCUUCCUAACUUUUUACUGAAAAAUGUGUACGAGAAAUUGUGUGAUGAUAUAAAAAAUGAGAAUAUUAAGUGGGAAAAAACUACUCCAGCUGAUGUACAGAAUUACGAAAUAGCCAAUGAAGACACUUUACCCACUGUAUUGAAAGAUUUCUACAAUAUUUUCAAGUCCAUCCAUAUUUUUCAUCUACUUAAACAAUACACUGAGUUGGAUUUGAUACCGGAAGCCGACCAUAUGAAACCAAGAAUGAAAAUUGAACUGCAGAGGUGGUCGCGGGGCUGUUAUAUGUUAAUCAAUGACAAAGAAGUCAUUCAACCUUACAGCGAAAAAAAUGCAGAAACAACAAACAGUGAGAACCAUAAAAGUGAUGAAAUUGACAAAAACCUAAAAGCAGAGACAAAAGUCGGAUCUAGUAUGGCAGGUAAAAUAGAAGACACAUCCAACGAAUCAAAGAGUAAGAAGAAUGAUGAUCAACCUAAUUUCGGUACAAAGCACAAUACUAAUACAACAAUUAAUGAAGAAAUCGCGAUCAAAGCCAAGGAAAAGGCUACACAAGAUCAAACAGUAGUCAAAAACCCACAUAGCGAAAGUCAAAAUAGUAUUGAAAGUAAAUCUAGUAAAGGAAAAAGGAAGUUGUCAAUAUCUACAAAGCCAUCGUCAGCAAACUGUACCAAAUCUGAAGAGAGAGCAUCAAUGUCCGUUGCAUUUGACCAAUCUGACUCUUUGGAUAUAGAAAAUUACUCGUCAAACCCACCGAGUGACCUAGAAUCUGAAACUUCACAGUCUGAUAAUGAAGAGAAGGACAAUAGUCUAGGAACUCUGGACGUUUUGUUACAAUUUCAUACCGAGAAUGCAACAGAUGAUGCUACGAUAGAUUAUAUUGACCCUAACCAGAAGGAUGGUGCAUUGAUUCAUAUACCACCCCAAGACAAUCAUUUGUGUUUAGUAUAUAGAACUGCUGACACUUGUCGGUGUAACGAAUAUGUCAACCAUUAUUGUAAAGGCUACUUUUACACGAUAGUAUGUUCUUACUAUGAAUAAAACCUUUUAGAAAAAAUUUCCUAU